UCGGCCCUUUCUUCCUCCCCUCCCCGCAGUCUCCCUCAUGUUGCAGCCUUGUUGCAAUCUAUCGGCGAUUCGCUGGGCAAGGCUUUUGCGCGGCGCUGCGAGGGGCCGCCGCUCCAUGCGUGGUGGCGAUCGCGGGGCUUGCGCCGGGGCAGGAGCGGGCAUCAAAUAAAAAUCCACCCCCCCCCCCACCCCAACCCCCGAAAUUACCAGCUCCGAGCUGUCGUAUGUUCAGGUCCAAACGCUCAGGGCUUGUGCGGCGACUUUGGAGAAGCCGUGUCAUCCCGGACAGGGAAGGGGCAGAUGGGAGCUCCAGGCAGAGCCAGGACCACGGUGGGGGCACCAGCCGCAGCAAAACCCCGGAGAAAAACCCCUCCUCGGAAAUCCGCACGGUAACCCGCAACCUGGCGAGGGACCCAGCGGAGCUGUGCGCCUGGGAGCCGGGCCAGGAGGGCAGGGGGAGCCCCAUGGCGGCGCGGGAUGGGCCCCGGGGCGGCCCCGGGCAGCAGCAGCAGGAGGAGGACGGGGAAGAGGAGAGCCCGUGGUGGGCACAGGAGAGCGAAUGCAAAACCGUGACUUGCUGCCUCUUCAAGGAGCGGGAGCCGGGCAGCCCCAGGCCCGCGGGCGCCUCCUCCCGGGACAGGGAGCUGCGGUCUGGCGACUUCCCGCUGCGAGCCCCCCCGGAGCCCCGCAGCCGGGAGGCCCGGUCCCGGCUCCUGCUGCUGGAGCAGGAGCUCAAGUCCGUCACCUACUCGCUGCUGAAGCGGCUGAAGGAGCGGUCGCUGGACAGCCUGGUGGAGGCGGUGGAGUCCCGAGGGGGGAUGCCCAGCGGCUGCGUCCUGGUCUCCCGCACCGAGCUGCGCCUGGGGGGCCAGGCGGCGGCCCCGCAGCUGCUCCUGGGCAAGCUGUUCCGCUGGCCGGACCUGCAGCACCCGGCGGAGCUGAAACCGCUGUGCGAGUGCCAGAGCUUCGGGCUGGCCGAGAGCCCCACGGUCUGCUGCAACCCCUACCACUUCAGCCGGCUCUGUGGGCCAGAGUCUCCCCCGCCUCCUUAUUCUCGGCUGUCUCCUCAUGACGAGCAAAAGCCACUGGAUCUAUCAGAUUCCACGUUGUCUUACACUGAAACAGAGGCUACUAACUCACCAAACACCACCCCGGGAGAAUUCUCAGAUGCCAGUAUGUCGCCUGAUGCCAUUAAGCAGAGCCACUGGUGUAAUGUUGCCUACUGGGAACAUCGGACUCGUGUGGGACGCCUCUACACGGUGUAUGAACAGUCUGUCAGUAUAUUUUAUGACCUACCUCAAGGAAAUGGCUUCUGCCUCGGACAGCUAAACCUGGAAAAUAGGAGUGAGACGGUUAGAAGGACUCGAAGUAAAAUCGGCUAUGGGAUUUUACUUAGCAAAGAACCGGAUGGUGUGUGGGCCUACAAUCGCAGUGAGCAUCCUAUCUUUGUCAACUCCCCAACACUGGACAUUCCCAAUUGUAGGACUUUAAUAGUACGCAAAGUGAUGCCUGGCUAUUCGAUAAAGGUAUUUGAUUACGAGAAGUCUUGCCUCUUACAACACGCCACGGAUCUGGAUUAUGCAGAUGGGCCCUACGACCCAAACAGCGUUCGGAUAAGCUUUGCUAAAGGAUGGGGGCCAUGUUAUUCGAGACAGUUCAUCACGUCAUGUCCUUGUUGGUUGGAGAUAUUACUCAGCAACAAUAGAUAACAAUCAGCCUCUGCCGAAAGAAAGGAAAAAAAAAAAAGAGCGAGAGAGAGCGAGAAACACAGACUAUUCCAAAUAUCAUCUACCUAGAUUUAAUAUAAAGUUUUAUAUAUUAUAUGAAAAUAUAUAUUAUACUUGUAAUUAUGGAGUCAUUUUUACAAUGUAAUUAUUUAUGUAUGGUGCAAUGUGUAUAUGGACAAAAAAAGGAAAAUGCACUUUGGCUUAUAUAAUUCUUACAAUACGGAUUUAAAAAAAUUAUACAGCAAAAAUAGGAGAAAGCCCUAAUUUUGAUGUAUGGUUUUUUGAAAUAUUAUUAAUACCAGACAAAAAGCUAAUACCAGUCACUCAUUGAUAAUAAAGUAUUCGCAUUAUA
Messenger RNA from Terrapene triunguis (Three-toed box turtle), 2079 nucleotides. RefSeq names its product SMAD family member 6 (gene SMAD6). Gene Ontology annotation, cellular component: heteromeric SMAD protein complex. Gene Ontology annotation, molecular function: I-SMAD binding; transcription regulator inhibitor activity. The transcript has 4 exons. NCBI's taxonomy places the organism in Eukaryota, Metazoa, Chordata, Testudines, Emydidae. The record is from RefSeq and is a predicted model, not a curated record. Gene Ontology annotation, biological process: anatomical structure morphogenesis; cell differentiation; BMP signaling pathway. Bases 225 to 1709 code for a protein of 494 amino acids.